This is a messenger RNA of Pleuronectes platessa (European plaice), 14316 nucleotides long. RefSeq names its product A kinase (PRKA) anchor protein 9 (gene akap9). Gene Ontology annotation, molecular function: molecular adaptor activity. Gene Ontology annotation, biological process: signal transduction. NCBI's taxonomy places the organism in Eukaryota, Metazoa, Chordata, Actinopteri, Pleuronectiformes, Pleuronectidae. The coding region runs from base 195 to 13820 and encodes 4541 amino acids. The transcript has 55 exons. The record is from RefSeq and is a predicted model, not a curated record.
AGUUGUGUGUCUCAUGUUUACGUGGAAAACAUGGCGGCGGAGUACCAACAAGGAGACAGCACUCAGUGAGCGAGAGUCCGCCCGUCUCCGGCAGCGAGCGGCAGGGAGACACUUUUAACUCCAGGGCUUUUCCGGUCGCUGGUUGUUUCGCAUGAAGCAGCUUCUCUCCCGUUUCCGCCACAGGCCCCGCGGUGAUGGAGGACGAGGAGCGGCAGAAGAAGCUGGAGGCCGGCAAGGCUAAGCUGGCAGAGUACCGCCAGAGGAAAGCUCACGCCGACUCCCAGAGGAAUCAGAAGAGGAAGAAGAAAAAGAGGACAACGGAGGAUUCAGAGGGUGAUGCACAGUACGACCCCAAUCAGUCUGCAGAGGUGGAGGACUUCCCAGUUGGAGGACGAGAUGGAGAACGAGAGGGAACUAAAGACCCCCCCACCACGGAGUUUACCUUCGCAAGGACGCUGCGAAGCGGACAGACUGUCCAGCAUGAUCAGACCUACACUAUAGAGCCGGAGAGUGAAGUGUCCACUACUGCUGAAGAUUAUUCCUCAGAGGUGAAUGGAUGCCACGAUGAGAUGUCAGAGAAUCUAAUGAUGUCUGCGAAGGAUUUUUUCUGGGAGGAGGUUGAGUCCCUGCCACAGGUGACAAAAGGAGGUACAAUGCAGGACGCACUUGCUGCCAAGACCCAGGCAGUGGAGGAGCUGAGUCCGGAGGAAAUCAGAGCUGCCUUUGGUACAGAAGGAGUGCAGCAGCUGCAGGAUUUUGAAGCUGCUUUGAAGCAGCGGGAUGGCAUCAUCACGCAGCUCACAUCAAACCUUCAGCAGGCCCGCGAAGAGAAAGACGAGAUCAUGAAAGAAUUCCUGCAGCUGACAGAGCAAAGUCAAAAAUUACAAAUUCAGUUCCAGCAGCUGCAGGCAGGUGAAACACUAAGGAACACCAGCCACAGCAGCACUGCAACUGGUCUUCUGCAGACCAGGCAGCAGCUUGUCCAGUACCAACAGCAACUGGAGGAAAUGAACGUGGAGUCCAGAAAGCAUCAGGAGAGGAGCAGUGAACAGCAAGAGCACAUCAGCCAGCUCCAACACAAACUCAAUGAGAUGGAGAUGUCAGGACGAAGAUCGGAAGAGUCCUUUACACAGAAGAUGAACAAAAAGGACCUGCUGAUUGCUGAACAAGAAAAAGUCCUUGCUGGUCAGGAGCAGCUGGUGAUGGAGUUGAGAAUGGCCGAGGAGUCUUUUGUACAAACACUGGAAGAGAAAAGUCUGUUUAUAUCAGGGCAAACUGCAAUAAUCACGGAGCAUGAGAGGUCAUUAACCCUGCUCAGAGAGGAACUGGCUCUUGUGGCAAGGACUUCAAAUGAAAAUAUUAUACAGCAAUCAGACGACAAAGACUUGAUCAUAGCAGAGCAAGAGAGGGUCAUUUCAGAACGUGACGGCUCUCUCUCACAGCUCGAGGAUGAGCUUGAGACCUCUGAAAAACGCCUGCGUGAUAUCCAGCAGCGAAUGGACGCAAAAGAAUCAGAGCUUGAAAAAUGUCUGGAAGAGUUGGAGAGCACCAAGUCUGACUUGGAGAGCCGAAAGGGUGAAAUGGAGAGUUGUAAAUUAGAACUGGAGAAUGAGCGAGCAGAGUUGGAAAAUUGUAAGGGUGAACUUUCAAGCUCCAGACAGAAAGAGCGAAUGUCUUCAAAUGAAAUCAUGCAGCUCAUGGGCACAGUGGAGGACCUGCAGAAACGCUGUCACCAGGGCAGCCUGACUGAAAGUGACGCAAUCCAAAAAAUGCAGGAAGAGACUGGAAAGAAGCUCGAAGUUCUGAGGGCAGAGCUGGACGAGAUGUACGGCCAGCAAAUUGUCCAAAUGAAGCAGGAGCUUAAUUUACAAAAUGCUGCGAAAGUGAAGCAAAUGACUGAGCUACAUAGUUCUGAGCUCGAGCUUUUGAAAGCACGAUUGUCUCAAAGCUCCACUUUUAGCGCUGCUGAGGUGGACAGUCUCAAUGCUAAGAUUAAGGAGCUUCAGGAGAAAGUAGAUAAAUCCCAAGCAAUGCAUGAUGAAACCAUACACGAGCUACGCCAAGUCUCCCAAGAAAAACUCCACCUGCAGGUCAAGGUCGAGGAUCUUCUUCAGGAUCUUUGUUCCGCUAACGAAAAAGUGGAGCAGGUCUCCCACAGUCUUAUCUCUCAGGAAAGCCAACUGGGUGAACUGCAGCGCCUCCAGGAGACGAUUGACGGUCUGAUGAGCGAGCUGGCCGCUGCCCGGGAAGCUGCUCAAGACGCAGAAACUAAACAUGAAUCAGAAGUAACCAACUACAAGAUCAAGUUGGACAUGCUAGAAAGGGAGAAAGAUGCUGUACUGAACCGCAUGGCCGAGUCUCAAGAGGAAGAGCUGGACCGGCUCAGGACUAAGCUUCUGUUCAGCCAUGAGGAAGAGCUGACCCAUCAGCGGGAAGAAUUGCAGAGGGAGGGCUUCAUGAACACAGAAAACCUUCUCAAUGAAGCUGCUGUCAAACACGAGCGAGCGUUGCAUGAGCUGCGUGUUAGUUACGAAGAAGAGCUGCUUCUGUCACGAAGAGACAAGGCAAAUUUUGCCACAGAGCGAGAUGAGCUUUUGCACCAAAUUCUUGGCCUGAAAGAAGACCUCAAGCUGGCUUUGCACAGCUCCAGAGCAGAUGAGCUUGUCCAGCAGCUCAAAGAGCUUCAGGUGGAGAUCGAGGAACUGAGAAAGGGAGGAGAACAACGAGCUAGAAUGGAAAAUGAAAUUCAGACGUUACGAGAAAAGAAAGAAGUGCUGCGAAAACAGACAAGAGACAAAGAACAAUCCUGGGAGAACAAGUGGAAAGAGCAGGAAUUAGAAAAGACAAGCUUAAUGGAAUCUAAUAACACUUUAAAAGAAGAGUUGGACGCAAACUUUUUGGAAAUUGAGACACUGACAACAGAAAAUAAUAAAAUUCAGCAGAUAGUAGACGAGCUCAGAGAGAAAAUAGAAAACCAGAGGACUACUUUCUCAUUCGCCGAAAAGAACUUUGAGGUCAAUUACCAGGAGCUAAAGGCGGAGUACAUGUGUCUCAUUGAGGCAAAGACAAAGUUUGAAGAGAGGACACUGAAGGAGACACAUGAGUCAGCAGCGAAAAUGGCCAAUCUUCAGUCACAGAUUCGGGAUCUGGACGAGAGCGGCGGAGAUAUUAAAUUGGAGGAUAUGAAAAAGGAGAAUGAAGCUUUGGUCAAAAAAGUUACUACUGAGCUAAUGGAGAAACUGAAUGUUACUUUGGGUGAGAAGGAAAUCCUGGCUGGGAGGGUUUCGGAAGUUACAGAGAAACUCACGUUCACAGAGAGCAAAGUGGGGCAGCUGGAGGACGAGCUGAUGAACGUGAGAAAAGAAAACGCGAAGGUCAUGGCCCAGAAUGAAAGCCUAGGAAAAGAACUGGAAAAAGAACAAGAGAUUAUAAGAGAGCAGGCGAAGGGGCAGGAUGCCCAGAGAAAAGCUAAGCUCCAGAAAGAAGAGGAAGCUGCUGAGCCAGUUAGUUCUUUUGAGGAUCAUCACUCUGAGAUUCAAUCUCUGCGAGAGGAGAUAAGGGCUCUUCAGUCCCUGCUGCGGACAGCUGAAGCUGAGAGAGACAACAUCAAGCAGACCCUGGAUCUCGAGAAGCUUUUGCAGACUAAUGCAGCGGCAGUCCAGUCUUUGGGGGAGGGACCUGUGGAAGGACGAUCCUCGCCACAGAAGUCCACAGCCUCAGGGUCAAACAGGCGCAAGAGACGGCAGAGGUCGAAGCAGGAGCGCAAAGUGGUCACUUCUCCGUCAGGCAGCAGAGAAGAAACGCAGAGGGAGGAGGAAGAGGAGGCAGCGGCGGAGGAAGAGAGAGCUGCGAGUGCCGCAGAGCAGGAGAAGCAGCCUCAGAUGGAGAGCCAGGUUAUGUCAUGUUCACAGGAGAGGGCCAGUAAGGAGACCUCCACUGACGGGUACCAGGGAGACGGAGGCAGAGGCUACAUCAACAAAUCGGUGAGCCAACAUGGGACUGAUGGCCAUCACACGGAGCCUGACGUGUGCCAGGGAGCCGAGGGCGGAGAGACAACCGAGCAUGGUGAGUGCCGGCUGCAGAUGGAGGCCCAGCGCAUCAGUCUGUCUCAGAUCCACGCCGCCCAUCUCGAGCUGCUGCAGGAAGAGACGGACGCCCGCACACACUCCCUGGAGCUGAAAUUGCGAAACCAGAAAGUUCACAGUGUCCAAGAUGAGCCAAAAUUCCUCAAAUAUCAGAACUUGUUUCAAGCCGUGUCAGAAGAAUGCAUUGAAAUCAUUCUGUCUUUUCGGAAGCUGUUUGGUGAAGAGUUUUUGGAAAGUGUUGAUCUGAGCUGGCAACCCCCUUCAGAGGAAAGACCAGAAACGAGUGAAUCCACCUCCAUUAUACAGGAGGCCAGAGAGCUAUACAGAGGUCUUCAUCAGGUGAGGGAGAGGAUUGAACAGGAGCAUCAGAGACUGUCACAGCUCCAGGCUCUGCUGAGGGUUGAUGGGAGCAAGAUGAUGGAACUGCAGAUGGAGUUUGAUGAACUGAAGAGCAGCAGUGAGAAGGAGAUUUCUGACCUACGUGUGCAGGUUGCCAGCUUUAACUCCUCCAGCAAAGAGGAGCAGGUUGGGGCACCACCUCCCUCCAUAGCCAGUGAGUUACAGAAGCUGAAGGUGGAGGCUCAGGAGAAGCAGCUCCUGCUGGAGGAGAGUCACAGGCAAGAGCUGGAGCUUCUCAGAGCUCACUACCAACAGCAGGCCACAGAGGCAGAGGAGCGAAACGCCACUGAGCUCUUCCUGCUGCAGCAGCAACUGCAGGAGACCACAAGCUCACAAACCUACUAUAGCCUGUUCACAGUUCCUGAGUCCAGCUCUGAGAGGACCGACGAGCGCAGCGAGGACCUAAAGUCUUCACAGGACCAGCUUGGACAAGAGUUAUCAGAGGGAGGUGUUGAGUUGAGUUUGUCUACCAGGUCCGCCGGCCUGACUGCACAGCUGCAGGCUCUGAGGAAAGCUCUCUACCACAAGUAUGUCCAAGAGGUGGCCACUCUGAAGGAGCAGCACAGCAGCGAGCUGAGGAGUCUGAGAGAGGACAAGGCGCAGGAGAGGCAAAGAGAGGAGCGUCAAGGAGAGAGGGAGCAGGAUUUCGGCAGUGCUGGGAGCUCCAGUGGGAGCCUUGGGGCAGCCGAGCAGGUCGUGCUGGAAGAAAAACAACACUGGGAUAGAGUCGAGGAGGAGGUUGCUAAAGCCAUAGUUCAGAUGUCAGUGGAGUUUGCACAGCAGACUGAGCUGGCUCGCAUCCAGCGUUCCUGCCAGACGAGUACCUCGAUGCAGACGCGGUCAUAUGAGGAGGAGAUGAAGGAGAGGGAGGACAAGCAGCCAGCCUCCAGGGCUUCAUUUUCCCAGGGCGCCUGGAUGGAGGAGGUGGAGAGGGAGAGACUGGAGAAGGAGCUGGAGGAGAGGAACGCCGAGAUCCGAAAAUUAAAGGAGGAGCUGCAGAGAAGUGAAACAGCACCUGAGCAGGCCCUAAAGAAGAGGAAGGACGAUCAGGAAGAAGCCGAGGAAGAGGAAGAUCCAGGUGGGACGCGAAUAAAGUUAUCCUCACAGAAUGAUGGAGAAUCUUCCGAUACGGACAUUGAAAGAAACCUGUUGCGUAAGGCCAAUGAGAAACUCACUCAGGUGCUGGUCGAUGUCCUGAAGACCACGGCAGCAGCAGAGGAAACUAUGGGCCUCCACAUGCAAAGUCGCUGUGAUGCUUCCAGUGAAGAGCAGCAGGCUGCACCGCCCCUCUCCACCUCACAGAGAGCAACCUGGCAGAAAGUUAACACACCGCCCUUCAGGCCUCAUGCUGCAGGUCACGCUGCUGACAGUUGCCAGGGCAGUGAGACCUCCACAGACGAUGUGAUUUCGUGGUCCGGGGAGACGGAGGCUGAUGGGGGUCUGGAGGAGUCCCAGAAGAUGAUGGAAACUCUGCUGCUGGGGGCGGGGACCCAGUUAGAGAACGAGGAACAUCUCAUGGGCAUCGGCAGCCGCCUCCAAACGGCUCUGGAGAAGAUGUUAAUGGCCAUCACAGACACCACCAACCAGCUUGAACAUGCCCGGAUGACCCAGACCGAGCUGAUGCGGGAGUCCUUCCGCCACAACCAGGAGAUGAGCGAGCUGAUCCAGAAGCAGGAGGAGCUGCAGGAGAGGGUCUCAGAGGAGUCCCGCGCACGGGAGCAGCUGGCUCUGGAGCUUCACCGCGCAGAGGGUGUAAUUGAUGGCUACACGGACGAACGGGCUGCGUGUGAGGAGCAGUUGCGUCAGAAGGCAGAGCUGCAGAUGAACCUUGAGCAAGAGCUGCAGGUUACAAGUAGCCGGCUGCAGGAGUUGGAGCAGGAGAGGCUUCAGAUGCAGGAGGAGCGGGAGCUGCUGUCACGCCAACAGGACGCUAUGAGGGAGAACGCCGGUCCACGUGAGCUUUGCCUAGUUGAAGCUGCAAUGGUUGCAGCACCUGAAGCAGACCUGCUGGAGGAGACAGAGAAGCUGAUGAAAGAGAAGGUGGAGGUCCAGCGUCAGGCAGAGAAGGAGAACACAGACCUCCUGAAGCAGGUGAAGCAGCUGGAGGCCGAGCUGGAGGAACAGGUCAACAGGGUGAUAGAGCUGGAGCAAGCUCAGAUGACCGAGAGCGGAGACCUGCAGCAACAGAUCCAAGCUCUGGAGAAACAGCUGGAGAAGAACAGGAGGUUCCUCGAUGAACAAGCUGUGGACCGAGAACACGAGAGGGAUUUCUUCCAGCAGGAGAUCCAGAAACUAGAGGAGCAGAUGAAGAGUCCACAGAAGCUUCAGACAGGCUCUGAGCAAAGAAACCGAGAGGUGGACCAGCUGACCUCCCAGCUGAAGGAGAAGGCGGAUUGGUGCAGUGAGCUGCUGCUCAGCUCGGAGCAGAUGCGUCGUGAGUUGGGAGAGCGCGACGAAGAGAUUGAAAAGCUGGAGAGCCGCAUCCGCGAGCUGGAGCAGGCCCUGCUGUCCAGCGCUGAUUCCCUGGAGAAGGAGGAACAAAAGAUACAGCAUGCAUCCAUCACUGAGACCAAACACCCAACACUGGAGGCUCAGUUACAGACGGAGAGAGAAGCUCUGGAGCGCAAAGAGAAAGAGAUCUGUAACCUGGAGGAGCAGCUGGAACAGUUCAGAGAGGAGCUGGAGAACAAGAGCGAGGAGGUGCAGCAGUUUCAAAUGCAGCUGGAGAUCCAGAGCAAGGAGAUCAGCAGCCAGCAGGAAUACCUAGAAACAAGGGACAGCUUGAUCCAGGUGAUGGAGGAGAAGGACAGGCAAAUAGCACUUCUUAAUGAACAGAUCACUAAGCUUCAACACACGGAAACAGCUUCUGAUAACAAGGAGAUUGAUGAGAGGGAUGAGCUGCUCAAAGACCUGGAGUCCCAGGUGGAAUGCCUGCGGAGUGAACAACAGCGUCAGAAGAGGAAUAAUGAAGAGGAGCUUGAGCAACUGAAUGCAGUCAUAGAAAAACUUCAGGAGGAACUGGCCAAUAUCGAGCAAAAGCAGGCUGCAGAGGAAGACGAGGACUUCAAGGGUGAGGCAGAGAGUGGCACGUGGGGGCCUGCUCAAGAGGACUAUGAUGAAAUGAAGCAGAGAAUGGACCUGACCACCAACGAGCUGGACACCCUGAAAACGGAGCACAGUAAACUGAAGAAGACAUAUCUGUGUUUUAAAGAGAGCACGCACGCUUUGGAAGAAGCCGAAAAACUGGGUAGUUCCGAGGGCGAGUUUGAAGAAGCUCUGAGAGAGAAAACUGCAGGUCUCGUCGUCAUGCAGGCCCAAGUUCAAGCUCUGGAGCAGAGUGCAACGUCCAGGGUGGAGGAGUUAGGACUCCGUAUCCGGGAGCUGGAGGACCUGGUCGUCGAAAAAGACGCUGAGUUAAGCCGCAGUCGCCUCGUUAUGGGGCAAACUCAAAGCGAUGCAGAUGGUCUCCAGCAGAGGGUGUCUAACCUGGAGGGAAAUCUGAGGGAGAAAAUGGCCUCAGCGCUGGUCAGCCAAGCCACCCUGGAGGCCUUCCAGCAGCAGCACCAGGGAUCCAAAGAAAACCAGGACAUACAGAGACAAGCAGAGACGCAUGUGAAGCCCGAUGACGAUCCCCAUGUACACGACUUUGGUGACUUUGGUAUUCCCAAAAUGGGUUUCAGCGGACUUGGCCAAGGGAGACACGUUUCCACCGGGAAGGUGGUGCAUCUGACCCAGAAACUUAUGGAGCUGGAGGUGGGACUCAGUGGGAUGCAGAAAGACCAGGAGCUCCAGAAGCAGCUGCUCUCCAGCUCUGAGGAGGAGGUGCUGGAGUACGAGAGGAGGCUGGCCGUGCUCAUGGACCUGCUGAGUCAGAUGAAGGCCAGGACACACCAGAGGUCUUCACCGGCUGUGGAAGUAAGAGUUCAGCCAGCCUCCUCUGCUGGUUGCCAGCCAUCAGUGUCAGGACUUGUUCAGGAGUUGCAGGAGGUUAAAAAUGAGACCUCGGCCACCAAGCAGCAGCUUGACAGCUACAACAAGAGCAGCAGCAGACUCCAGGAGGAGCUCCAAGAAAAAACUGCAACAUUAGAGAGACUACAGGAACAACUUCAAAAGGUAUCAUCUAGUGACAGUGGGCAAGUCAAGCUUCAAGAGGAACUCAUGGAGGCUCAAGAGGAGGCAGCAGCUGCCAAAGAGGAGCUGAACAGCUGCCAGGAGUGUUUGGAGAAGCUGCAGGAGCUGCUGCAGGAACGGGAAAUGACCAUUGCUCACCUCAAAGGAGAACUUUUCCAAGUAAAAUCUGUAGAAGAAUCUGACAGGACAGAGUUUCUACAGGAGCUGCAGGAGGUCAGAGAAGAUGUGGCAUCCACCAAAGAGGAGCUCAACAGCUCCAGGCAGCAGAAUGAGAAACUACAGGAAGAGCUUCAAGUCCGUGAACUGUCAAUAUCCAAGCUCAAAGAGGAGCUCCAGCAGUUGGUAAAGGAUGUGGAUUCCACCAAAGAAGAGCUCAACAGCAACAGGCAGCAGAAUGAGAAACUACAGGAAGAGCUUCAAGUCCGUGAAGUGUCUAUUUCUAAGCUCAAAGAGGAGCUCCAGCAGCUGAUAAAAGAAGUGGAUUCCACCAAAGAAGAGCUCAACAGCGACAGGCAGCAGAAUGAGAAACUGCAGGAGGAGCUCCAAGUCCGUGAACUGUCUGUUACUAAGCUGAAUGAGGAGCUCCAGCAGAACAGGCAGCAGAAUGAGAAACUGCAGGAGGAGCUCCAAGACCGUGAACUGUCUGUUUCUAAGCUGAAUGAGGAGCUCCAGCAGAACAGGCAGAAUGAGAAACUCCAGGAGGAUCUCCAAGUCCGUGAACUGUCUAUUUCUAAGCUCAAUGAGGAGCUCCAGCAGAACAGGCAGCAGAAUGAGAAACUGCAGGAGGAGCUCCAAGUCCGUGACCUGUCUAUUUCUAAGCUCAAUGAGGAGAUCCAUCAGAACAGGCAGCAGAGUGAGAAACUGCAGGAGGAGCUCCAAGUCCGUGAACUGUCUAUUUCUAAGCUCAAUGAGGAGAUCCAUCAGAAUAGGCAGCAGAGUGAGAAACUGCAGGAGGAGCUCCAAGUCCGUGACCUGUCUAUUUCUAAGCUCAAUGAGGAGAUCCAUCAGAACAGGCAGCAGAGUGAGAAACUCCAGGAGGAGCUCCAAGUCCAUGAACUGUCUAUUUCUAAGCUCAAAGAGGAGUUCCAGCUGAACAGCCAGCAGAAUGAGAAACUCCAGGAGGAGCUCCAAGUCUGUGAACUGUCUAUUUCUAAACUCAAUGAGGAGAUCCAUCAGAACAGGCAGCAGAGUGAGAAACUGCAGGAGGAGCUCAAAGUCCGUGAACUGUCUGUUUCUAAGCUGAAUGAGGAGCUCCAGCAGAACAGGCAGCAAAAUGAGAAACUCCAGGAGGAGCUCCAAGUCCGUGAAUUGUCUAUUUCUAAGCUCAAUGAGGAGCUCCAGCAGAACAGGCAGCAGAAUGAGAAACUCCAGGAGGAGCUCCAAGUCCGUGAACUGUCUAUUUCUAAGCUCAAUGAGGAGCUCCAGCAGAACAGGCAGAAUGAGAAACUCCAGGAGGAGCUCCAAGUACGUGAACCCUCUAUUUCUAAGCUCAAUGAGGAGCUCCUGCAGAACAGCCAGCAAAAUGAGAAACUCCAGGAGGAGCUCCAAGUUCGUGAACUGUCUAUUUCUAAGCUCAAUGAGGAGCUCCAACAGAACAGGCAGCAGAGUGAGAAACUGCAGGAUGAACUGAACAUUUGUCAAAUGUCUGUCUUAAGGCUCAGAGAUGAGCUGAGGGAGGCACAGACAGCUCUGAUGAAGACGGCAGACUCUGUUCCUCCGUCUCCUUCUCCGUCUCCUUCACCAUCUCCAUCUCCAUCCCCUCAGCCACAGUCCUCUGCUCCAUCCUCCUCCACCACCCAGCCCAAGAGAAAGGGAGCCAAACAACCGGCUGGUAAGGGAAGCAGUGUCAAAGAUAAACCAUCUCUGUCCAAGAAGACCUCUGCUGGUUCCAGCCAGUCCUCCCACAGAUCUCACAGCUCCCGGCCGAACAGCAGCUUCGAACAGCAACAUGUGGCCGUGUCGGACUCGUUCACGCAGACCGAACCUCUCCAAAUGUUGGACUUCAGCGCGGAAAGCACGUCUGCCGCUAAAGAGGAGAUGGAGGAGGUGAUCGGCGAGUUUCAGGAGAAGAUCGUGCAGAUGCAGGAGCUCCACGCUGCAGAAAUCCUGGACAUGGAGGCUCGGCAUAUCACGGAGAGCGAGAACCUGCGGCGGGACAUACAUGCACUGGAGGAUGAGUGUAAAGCACUGAAGUCUGUCAUCGUCAAGCUGCGCUCUGCUGAGGCUCCAUCAUUAAGACAAGAGCGUUCUGUGCCUCAGUUCAAAGAUGGAUACACCAGUGACAGCAGUUCAGACUACAGCCAGCGGACUGGAUGUGACCUCCCGAGUUUGCACCAGGAGUUCAGGACGACACCAGAGGGCGCCAGGAGAGAAACCGAUGAUCCUAUGCCCGACCGCAUCAAAUUGUUGCUCCGUGAGGUGCACCAGGAGGGGAUGCAGGUGCUCUCUCUGUCGGAGAUGCCGCUCCCUGGAGACGAGCCGGGCAACGUCCAAGACUGGAUGAAGGAAAGGGAUGAUUUGCUUGCAACCGUGGAUUCUCUCAAAGGCCUCAUCACUCAGAUGCAGACCCACAGAGAAACACAGGUGUCGGGCAGCGUGGACUGGCGUGCCGAGCUCCUGGAAGCAGUGAGGCAGGUGUUUGUGAGGGAGCGAAGCGUCCUGAAGAACAUCCUCUACAGCCAGUUGGACCUGCUGGACACCAGCGACGCCAUCAUCCACCUCAAUCAGCUGGAGCACAGGCUCAAUGAACAGGAUGCCCUGCACAGAGACGCCAUGGGUUCCCUCCACACUGCAGAGCGGACAAGUCUCAUCUCUGAGAUUCAUCAGCUCCGUGGUCAACUAGAGCAAAUCCAUCAAGGUGUCCGGCCUGUAGCGUCUUUGGCAGCUGAAGUUAGCAUGAGGGAGCAGAGGGAGGGAGGAGGAUUGGGAGGAGCAGCUGGAGGAGCAGCGGAGGUGGACAGGCUGCUGGUGGAGGAGCUGAAGGUUGAACUGUCCCAGACGAAGCUGGAGCUGGAGACGACGCUCAAGACUCAACACAAACACCUCAAAGAGCUGGACACACUCAGGGCCGAGGUAUCGAAGAAAGCUGCCGAGUUGGAUGCUCUCAGUGACCAGCUGACAGACGAGAGGAAGAGAAGCAGGGAUUUGCAGUGGGCCAUGGAGAAGGAGAAAUGUCGCACUGGAAGAACUGAGGAGAGUAAAAGGGAAGAGAUGGAGGACCUCCAUCUCAGUCUGGAGGAGCAGAAGAGCCGUGUGGCCCAGCUGACCCUCACCCUGAACCAGGAGCGCCAGGCCUCGUCCCAGCUCUCCCAGCAGGGUGAGCAGGAGCGUCUGAGUCUCCAAAGACGCCUCCAGGAGCUUCAGGUCCAGUUAGACACUGAGCGGGCCAAGGCCCUGGAGAUGAGUGCCACACUUGGGAGAGAAAGGGAGCUGCGGACAAGUGUCGCCUCCGAGCACGUCUCUUCCAAUGAGGAGCGGGUCGAGGAGGAAGGGAGUCUGCUGGAGAGACUGCAGAGGGAGCUGGAUAACAAACACACACAGGUGGUGCAUCUCCUCGAUCAGGUGGAGGCCCAGAAGCUCGAGGUGGUGCGGAGAGAGGAAGAGCUGAACUUGGCGAGUCAGAGGUCGAGGAGGGACCAGGAGACGCUGCAGGAGGCUCGGGGCCAGCUGGAAAACCUGGAAGCACAAAUGUCAGAGACCCAGGAGCAGCUGGAGAGAGAGAUGGAGAAAAGGAAGCACCUGGAAGAAGAGAAGGAGAGACUGGAGGAGAGGAUAACCCGAGUUGAAGAGCAGAGAAGACAAAGGGAGGGGAGCGGACCUCAGCAGGCUGAUAGUCACACUCAGGCAGACAGAGAUUCCCCCGACCGCACCACAGACUGGGUGUACCAGCAGAAAGGUGGGAAUGCGUCCCCCCACCUGCAGCUCUCUCCAUCAGCUCACACCAGCGGACCCCAUCAUGGUCCUUGGCGCACGGUCGACAAGAUCGUGGGCAAACUCCAUCUGGUUUCCUCAAAGAUCCGCAGCAUGGCGAACAAGACGACUGGCAGGCUGACUGCGGAGGUCGACAGUGAAGAGUUGUCCUGGGUGCAGUCCAGUGUUGAUGAGGUCAUUACUAUGCUGCAACAAUCCCCGGGUCUACCCUCCAUCCCUGAGAGUGUGUCCCUGCUGGCAGGAGGCUCCUCCAGCUCCUCCAACUCCCUGACGGAGCGGCUGCUGAGGCAGAACGCCGAGCUGACGGGUUUUGUCAGUCGUCUGACCGAAGAGAAGAACGACUUGAGAAACCACACGCUCCGCCUGGAGGAGGAGCUCCGACGUUACAGGCAGACUGGCCUGGGAUCAGGAGAAAGUUCCCUCAGCCGGAGAGGAGUGUCUAAGAUGGACUCGGCCAGUGUCCUGCUGUCCCACGAGCGGGAGACUUGGACUCGAGAGAAGAUCCGUCUGGAGAAAGCUUUAAAUCUGGCUCAGACGCAGGUGGCCCGACUUCGAGGAGAGAUCAGGAGCGACACCCUGCGAGAGAUGACUGGACCUGAGGCGGACAACGCUGCACUGAAGAGGAUGUAUGGUAGGUACCUGAGGUCCGAAAGCUUCCGUAAAGCUCUGAUCUACCAGAAGAAGUACCUGCUGUUACUGCUGGGCGGCUUCCAGGAGUGUGAGGAGGCCACGCUGGCGCUGCUGUCCAGGAUGGGCGGCCGGCCAUCGCUCUCCAUCCUGGAUUCCUCCAGUCAGCGGCGCCGAGGGCUGACGCGCUUCCGCUCCGCCGUCCGAGUCUCUAUCGCCCUCUCCAGAAUGCGUUUCCUCGUGAGGCGAUGGCAUAAAGCCACGGGGAUGAACUCCACAACCCUCUGCAGCGUGCACAAGAAUGGAACAGGUCAGACGUCAGGGUCAGAGGCGAGAGAUUCACCUUAUCUCCUCCACCCGGGCAGCGUGGAGAUGUACAGAGAUAAGAGCAGCGCAGGAGGAGUCUCCGGCAGCAGCCGAGGGAGAAGUGGACGAGAGUCCCCCCGGUCAGCUGUCUCCUCCACCCCCCACAGGUUUCACUUGUCCGGAGACCACGGAGCUCUCACCUGCUCCCACCUGCAGAGCUACGACCCCGACCGAGCGCUCACCGACUACAUCUCCAGACUGGAGGCUCUGCAGAGGAGGCUGGGGAACGUGACAUCAGGUGCUUCUUCGUACGCUCAACUGCACUUUGGCUUGAGACGAUAGACCGUGACAAGUUACUCUGGCUUGAAGAAUCUCAAGUUGCCUUUUCUCGUGCUGAGCGUUCUGCUGUUUUCUAUCACUCUGGUGUGGACUGUAUCUUUCCAUGUGUGGACCAAAACACAUUUUUUUUAUUCGUGUACGACAUGUUGUGUUCAGGCUUUUUGUCGACAGCACUUGAAAAACAGCUACGUUUGUAAUUUAAUCUGCCUCUUUGUUGUGGAUGAUCUGCAAAUCAUGUAUAUUUGUCUAAUGCUAAUUUAAGACCUUGUGAUUAAUUUAUGUUCGUGUUCGUAUGGGUGGAGCGUUACGUAGAGAAUGUUUGGGUUUAAUGUUGAGGAGGCUGCUACUGGAAAUCCUACACUACACUGUGUUAUGUUGCGGUCGGACAGACGACAGAGGACAUUUGUAGAGAAAGUAUUUUUGUAAAGCGUUAGGAGCUUUGAAUUUUCUGGGUAUUUUGUCAAAAACUGAAAUAAAGAGGACAACAUUAUUUCAAAGA